UGCCUGUAACACGACCAUCUUUUGAUGCUGUUGCGCGGCAGCAAUGGCCCGCUCUACAUGUAAAAUCCGCCUUAUUUUAGGCGUUAUGAUAGGUUCCAUUGGUGUCAACGUCUUAUGUUAUAUCUACGAGAGGACAUUUUUAACCAGACGAAGUGCAUGUUUAUUUUUGUUCUUCGGCCAGUUGCCAGCUAAGGACCCUAUUAUUAGCGAUGCCGUAGGGUGUCCUUUAGUCCUAGAUUGCAACAGCUGGCAUAGCUCAGAAGUUUGAACUGAAAUCGACUGAUUUUAACUAAUGUUAAUCGCCUAUGCCUCAAAAC
Messenger RNA from Pseudovirgaria hyperparasitica, 317 nucleotides. RefSeq lists its product as uncharacterized. The record is from RefSeq and is a predicted model, not a curated record. The transcript has 2 exons. The coding region runs from base 44 to 268 and encodes 74 amino acids. NCBI's taxonomy places the organism in Eukaryota, Fungi, Ascomycota, Dothideomycetes, Acrospermales, Acrospermaceae.